CUUGCUUACGUGCACUCUCUGGAAUGAAUUUUAAAGAAUUCUUCUCACUGUUAAAGUAUAUUUUAAUCACUCGAUUACCGAGACACAUUGAUGAUAUGAAUACUGUAAUAAAUGAAUUUUUGAAAAAAUGCAAAUCUACACAAUACACAUCGUUAGAUGUACUUGAUGAUCUAAUGAAUUGUGAAUUAAUCAAUCUAAUCAAAACAAAUUUAGAUAUAUUUCAUACUGCUGUAAAAAAUCCCAACUUAUGGAAAGAGUAUUAUACAAGUGAUACUGAUGCAUCAAAUUGGAUACGUGUACAUGACUUUUGUAUGGUGAUACAAAUUAUGAAACAAUUUAUUCAACAUCCUGUUGUGAAAAUUCUAAAGCUUUGUAAUGAUAUAUUAAAAUCAUUUUUAGAAAGUUUUUAAAUGUAUUAUUUUGUAAAUUUUUGGUUGAGUAUUUAUAAUUUUUUGUAUUUGAUCUGUAAUAUUUUGGUUAAAACAACAUUUGAUACGUUUUAACAGUUUUUGUCUAUCCUUAAAUAGAAACUGUAUGAAUUUCGAUGUAUAGUCCUUAUCAAACAUCCUUUUAAAUUAUUCUUCUAGGUUAU
Messenger RNA from Heterobilharzia americana, 592 nucleotides. The record is from the annotation of a GenBank genome assembly. Lineage: Eukaryota; Metazoa; Platyhelminthes; Trematoda; Strigeidida; Schistosomatidae.